AUGGCGGCCGUGGCGUCGCUGAGCGGCUGGGCCCGGGGAGCCCGAGCCGCCGCCGGGUCCGUCUGGGCCGGACGCCUGUGCCGGCCGCCGCGGGCACUGAGGUGCAUAUUGUCAAAGUCAUUUUCAAAAGGAUCCUCUGUGGCAAAACGGCCGCAACGUCCCUUGACUGCGUACCUGCGGUUUUUAGCCCAGCAGCGUUCUAUAUUUAAAAAGCAAACUCCAGAUAUGAAAAAUGAAGAAAUAGUAAAAAAAUCUGGUGAAAUGUGGAGGGAACUUCCUGAAGUAGAGAAGCAGGUGUACAAAAACGCUGCAAAUGAAGACUGGGAAGCAUACAGAGAAGAGAUGGCUAAAUAUCAAGCACAGCUAACUCCACUUCAGAGAAAAGCUAUGGAGAGUGAAAAGAUAGAAAAACAGGCAAAAAGGCGAGCAUCCAAAAAGAAGAGAGAGCUAACCGUGUUUGGAAAACCCAAAGAAACUCGCUUACCUCAGAACAUUUUUGUGUCGGAACAUUACCAGGGCGCCAAGGGGGAUUCUUGGCAGGAAAAGAUCAAGUCGUUAUAUGAAGCCUGGAAAAAUAUGCCUAGUUCUGAAAAGCAGGUAUAUUUUGAACUUGCUAAAGAAGAUAAAAUUCGUUAUGAAAAUGAGAUGAAGAUUUGGGAAAAGCAAAUGAUUGACCUUGGACGGAUAGAUCUGCUGUGUGUCAAAAGUAGAAGAAGCAAAAUCAAAGGUGACAACAAGAAAAGCCCUGCAUAACAUCCUGCGACGAGUUUUGAUCGCGUUGUCCUCGUUAGAGGGAUUCGAGAAGCAAAUUGGGUGUCACUACCUGGAACUAUGACAAAGAGGAGAUGAUAGGUAAAUUUUAAAAUCAAUAAUUUGUCAACAGGUGGGAUCCUCCAUCUGUGCUUCACUUAUCCCAGGGGAGGGGCCGGCACUUCAGAAUACCCGCCUUGUUGCCAGUCUGCAGCCAGUGAACUCAAUCAAUCAAUCAAUCGUAUUUAUUGAGCGCUUACUGUGUGCAGAGCACUGUACUAAGCGCUUGGCAACAGAUAGAGACGGUCCCUACCCUGCUCACCUGUCCGAAGGUCAGGGGGCAGAAGCCACAAGUUAAAACUCGUCCAUUUUCAGGACUGCCGUGCUGUUGUCACAGACCUGGAGGGGAUGCUGAGUGUGAAAAAUGAGAUAAAACCCCUUUCAGCCAUUACUGGAUUGAACAAAUUGAGAUCGCUUUGUUUCCCCUCUCUAUCAUUUGCCCCUAAAAGCUCUUUUACAAGGCUUCUCCCAGUGAGUUUCUACAUUUUUAAUGAGGACCAUACCCUCUGGAGCAAAAUUUAGGAGAGACUUUGUGGCAGGGAAGAUUUUGAUAGCCCCAUUGGUAGAGUGUUGACCGACUUUACCUGAUGUAAACUUGAACUUUGAAUUGUUUUUGUUUCUGCAUGUUCGGUAAAAAUGACUCCAAAAUGAAGCGGGAAGUAUUUAGCCUUUUCAGAAACAUUUUUUUAUUACUAAGCCCCCAAAUAUCCAAGACAUCGGGAAGCAUUUCUGAGUGUGGAGAAAUUAAAAUGUAGUCCGUUUCAAAUCAAAUCAAAGGUUUUAAUUAAUACUUGCUAAAAUACUUGGAGAAGGUUAGACCUAUAUGUAAUUACUGACUUCAGUAGUUAUUAAUUCAUUUAUAAUAGGUUGUCAACAGGAUUGUGGGCAAACACCAAUCUCAGGGGGAAUUAAAGUCCUCCAUUUCUUAUUCUGGAGUCUGACGUGAUCCUAUUUCUUUUUAUUUUUUUACAUGGGCAUUUGCAAGAGGGCUCCAUCCCAUCUCCCUUCCCCCCUCCUCAGCCUCCUGACUAUAUUUUUAUUCCCACCCACCCCUAACCACCCCCAAAAGACGGCAUAUCAAACCUAUGCAUUCCAUUGUUACAUCGCAUAGA
This is a messenger RNA of Tachyglossus aculeatus (Australian echidna), 1922 nucleotides long. RefSeq names its product transcription factor A, mitochondrial-like. Bases 1 to 753 code for a protein of 250 amino acids. Gene Ontology annotation, molecular function: transcription cis-regulatory region binding. The transcript has 7 exons. The record is from RefSeq and is a predicted model, not a curated record. Lineage: Eukaryota; Metazoa; Chordata; Mammalia; Monotremata; Tachyglossidae.